Molecule: messenger RNA, 1569 nt
Organism: Zasmidium cellare ATCC 36951
Lineage: Eukaryota; Fungi; Ascomycota; Dothideomycetes; Mycosphaerellales; Mycosphaerellaceae
Exons: 1
Coding region: 1-1569 (522 amino acids)
Source: RefSeq, a predicted model, not a curated record
AUGGGCAGACAGCAAUAUCUAACUCGACUCGCUCUCGGGCGCUCCGCGUUCGAACCCAUCGAAGAAACGCAGCAACCAACACAGCAGCCCCAAACCCCCGAAGAUGGACGCCCCCAACAGCAAUACGACUCCAAAGGCCGCCCCACCAACCCGCGGAUCGACGCCUUCAACGCCGAAAUGCGCAAAGCGCAAAACGACGUCCUCGCUCUAGUGGGCGUCGUCGAGCGGAAGGACUUAUCCGACCGGCGGGAGGAGCAGAGGGGGCGGUUCGUGCGGGACACGAGGGAGAAGGUGUUGCGAGAUGAGCAGGAGAAGGGGGAGUUGAUGGAUUACACGGUGGCGGGGAUGGGGUUUCUGGGGCAUCUCUGGACGGAGGCUUUGGUGCAGAGGGUGCAGGUUGGGGUUUAUGGGGCUGAGAGGGGGAUUGGGGAGAUUGUGGUGGCGGAGUGGAGAGGGUUGUUUUCGGAUGGGGGGUUGAGGAGGGGGCUGGCGGGGUUGUUUCCGGGUUUGGGGGAUAUUGUCAUGCAUACGCUUGUGCGACUCCCGCUCAUCGUCGCCGUGGAGCAGUUGACUGGACGCAUCCAGAACUACGUCCAGAAGCGCCGCUUCAAGCGCCGGACGACCAAGAGGCUCUACACGGCCAUCUCCAUCCUCUUCGAACUCGUCCUCCUGGGAAUCGACAUGGCGCUCCUCCCCAUGGAAUUCCACGCUCGCGCACAAAAGCUCGGCCUCGCACCCCUUCUCCCUCUCUUCCCCUCCUGGAAAUGCUUCCUCCCAUGGCACGCCGCCUCCUUCCACCAAUUCGGCUGGAAACCGCUCUUCGGCGUGAUCUUCGUCAGAUCCCUCACCACCCCGGGGGUGCUCCUCCUUCUCUACAAAGUCUUCCACUGGGACGCGGACGAGAGCGAAAUCCCCAUCGCAGCCCUCUUCUCCACUUUCCGCUACCCACCCAUCGACACUGAUCCCAGCCUCAUUCCCACCCCCACCGACCCCAUCGGCUGGCUCACGCACAACAUGUGGUCUCUCCGCUCAAAAUUCAUGGAAUGGUGCGGAUGGGAUAUGCACCAACUCACCUCUCGACCGGGCCAUCACGGGGAGGAAAUUCUGGAAAACAACACCCGACAGCGCGAUGGGACGCUGCACCGGUCUACCGCAUUAGCCCAUCUCCCCGCCCAGCGACUCGCGGGGAGUAUCGACAGUUUCCUCGCGAGGUGUAUAACCCUCCCUUUCGAAAGCCUCAUGCUGCGCUCCGUCGCGCACGCCUUCUUGAGCUAUACCCCAACGCCAGCAGCGAUCGAGGCAGCGCCGCAUAUAUACGCUCCGUUCACCGGCGGUCCGAUUUCGCAGGUCUUACGCAGUCCCACGGAUCGUCUAGCGUGGAGUUCAGCGGGUGUGUAUGCCAGUCGCUUAGGUCUCGCGCUAGCACUGGACGUUUCCGUGGAUGUUCUGCUCUUCUUCGGGGUGUAUGCUUCGACGAGGUAUGUGGGGAGGAGGUGGUAUGAUUGGAGGCCGCGACGGAGGGCGAAAGACGAUGAGGGCGUGGGCGAGAGGAGGGAGAUUGGAGAUUAA